ACUUCCUAUGUUAAUUCUAUGUAAGCAAUUUUAACACCAGGCUUGGUUGGCUUCUUGCAUGUCUAAAUAUAAUUUCGCUUAGCGUAACUUAAUUGCAAUUAUUUUUAUAUCAAUAAGCAAGUUUUGGCUUUGACGGGAAGUUUGAAUGCUAAAAGAGAAGACAGACGAGAUCAUAAGUUCAAAACUUAUGGCAGAAAUAUCAGCUUCUGCAAGUAGAAUUCACUUUUUUCCUCAAAAGUUUCUUUCAGAAAUGAUUCGGGGUAUUCUAGUUGUGUUGUUGAUUGGAACUCUGGCGUGGGCAUACCAGGCUACCAUUCCUCCACCUCCAAGAAUCUGUGGCUCUCCCGGUGGCCCUGCCAUUACAGGACCUAGACUAAAGUUGAAGGAUGGAAGGCAUUUGGCUUACAAAGAGUAUGGUUUGCCAAAACACUUGGCCAAACAUAAGAUUAUAUUUUUCCAUGGUUUUAGCUCUUGCAGACAUGAUGUAGUCAUCGCAGAGAACCUCUCAAAAGAAACUGUUGACGAACUCGGGAUAUACAUUGUGUCGUUCGACAGAGCAGGGUACGGCGAGAGUGAUCCAAAUACAAAGAGAACAAUAAAGAGUUUGGCUAUGGAUACAGAAGAGUUUGCUGAUCAGUUAGGACUUGGAACCAAGUUUUAUGUUGUUGGUCAUUCGAUGGGAGGUCAGACUGCUUGGAGUUGCCUCAAGUACAUCCCUCAUAGGCUAGCCGGAGCAGCACUUAUUGCUCCAGUUAUCAACUACUGGUGGUCUGGAUUUCCCAGAAACUUAUCAGCUGAAGCUUUCUAUCUACAGUUACCGCAGGAUCAAUGGGCUCUGCGUGUCGCACACUAUGCUCCAUGGCUUAUCUACUGGUGGAACACUCAGAAAUUAUUUCCUGCAUCUGCUGUUGUAGCAAGGAAUCCUCAAAUUUUUUCUACUCAAGAUAAGCAACUUAUCUCUAAGCUUUCGGGGAAACAGACUUACAAGUCACAGGUACUUCAGCAAGGAGCAUUUGAAUCCAACCAUCGUGACAUGAUAAUAGGAUUCGGGAACUGGGAAUUCAGUCCAAUGGAUCUCCAGAACCCUUUUCCCGAGGGUCAUGGCUCUGUUCAUAUGUGGCAUGGUGAUGAUGAUAGGCUUGUGCCAGUAAUCCUGCAACGCUACAUUGCCAAAAGACUUCCAUGGAUUCACUACCACGAGUUACCAGGUGCUGGACACCUAUUUCCAUUUCUAGAUGGGAUGAGUGAAUCUAUCUUAAAGGCUCUUUUGCUUACUAACAAAGUAACCUCGACAUAGCAAGCAAGGUCACUUAGUUCAUCAAUGUUAUUAACUUACGCAACUAUUCAGGAGUAGUAAGUCCACAGCAAUUCAGCACUUGAUUCUUGCUUUCUAGGCAAAAUGCAAGCUGCGAGCUCAAUAUUUGGUUUCUAUAUAAAUUAUUCCCCUUGAGCUAUAAUUUGUGAGAGUGAACUACUGUUUUUAUAAGUGAUUACUAAUCAGUGCAGUAUUUAUAACCU
Molecule: messenger RNA, 1518 nt
Organism: Mangifera indica (mango)
Lineage: Eukaryota; Viridiplantae; Streptophyta; Magnoliopsida; Sapindales; Anacardiaceae
Exons: 5
Coding region: 146-1297 (383 amino acids)
Source: RefSeq, a predicted model, not a curated record